AUCAGUCUGCGUGUAGCCGAAGAAUAAAGCAAAUACCGCGCAGUAUCCGCACAAUUAUCAAAGAAUUAAGGGUUUAAUUAAAGCAGUAUGUGUGAAGGGCCCUCAGCGAUCUCUGGUCCCAUUCCUCCAGACCCCACACUGUUUCCUGAAUAUUACAAACGCCCGUCCUCUGCUCGUGGUCGGCUGGAGGGAAACGCUCAGAACGGCUCGUCUCCUCUUCUGAAGGGUCCGUUAGCACCAGAUCCUGGGUGUUACAGCGCCCGCUGCACCCCUCGACCCCGCAUCGGUGCCAACGCCGCUCACAUCCUAGAGAGAGGACAGAGAGGGGUUGUGGGAGACCUGCUGAAGCUGGAGGGAGUGGCGCUGAACCCCAGUCCAGCCAAACCUA
This is a messenger RNA of Sinocyclocheilus anshuiensis, 388 nucleotides long. Its product is annotated as enkurin domain-containing protein 1-like. The annotation marks the transcript as partial. Lineage: Eukaryota; Metazoa; Chordata; Actinopteri; Cypriniformes; Cyprinidae. The record is from RefSeq and is a predicted model, not a curated record. The transcript is spliced from 3 exons.